Molecule: messenger RNA, 558 nt
Organism: Camellia sinensis
Lineage: Eukaryota; Viridiplantae; Streptophyta; Magnoliopsida; Ericales; Theaceae
Source: RefSeq, a predicted model, not a curated record
AUGGCUUUCCCUCUGCAAUAUUGUUGUCUUCUCACCUUCUUCUCUCUCAUUUCUCUUGCUAGCUCCAUACCAACAUCGACAACCCAAUUCAAGCCUCAAACGCUCGUUUUACUAGUUCAGAAAGAUGGUGCCACGAGCCUUCAUGUCGCUAACAUCCACAAGAGAACCCCUCUCAUGUCGAUUCCCUUUGUUGUCAACCUAAAUGGCAAGUUGUCAUGGGUAAACUGUGAGAAACACUACCUCUCCUCAACCUACAAUGCCCCAUUUUGCCACUCAACACAAUGCUCAAGAGCCAACAGCCACUAUUGCCACAAAUGUAUCUCCCUAGUUAGGCCGGGCUGCCAUAACAACACAUGGAUGGUUGGUUUAGGGCACUCCCCAAUUUCCCUACCAAACCAACUUGCUUCAAACUUUGUAAUUGGGGCAAAAUUUGGCUUGUGUCUCACUUCCUCUUCCAAUACUAAUGGGGUUAUUUUCUUUGGAGAUGGGCACUACAAUAUGACUCCUGGAAUUGACAUAUCUAACUCGAACCACCGAUUUGGAUAUGGACCAGUAUAG